Messenger RNA from Acanthamoeba castellanii str. Neff, 4380 nucleotides. RefSeq names its product myosin head (motor domain) domain containing protein. Gene Ontology annotation, molecular function: ATP binding; actin filament binding; microfilament motor activity. The record is from RefSeq and is a predicted model, not a curated record. Gene Ontology annotation, cellular component: cytoplasm; vesicle; myosin complex. Lineage: Eukaryota; Discosea; Longamoebia; Acanthamoebidae. Gene Ontology annotation, biological process: vesicle transport along actin filament; actin filament organization. The transcript is spliced from 31 exons. Bases 1 to 4380 code for a protein of 1459 amino acids.
AUGAGCUCAGAGUGGCAGGAGUUGCAGUCUCUGGACGGCCAGACCUACUACUACAACCCCUCCUCUGGCGAGACCACCUGGGAGAAGCCCGACUUGCUCAAGACCCAGGAGGAGAAGGAGCUCACCACCGGCAAUUGGAAAUGGAUACCCCACGACGUCGAGGGCUAUGUGGUGGGCCAGACCGUGCGCGAGUACCAUGACGGCACCAUCUUCGUCAAAACCAUGGCCGGCGAGGAGUAUGAGACCAAGGUGCCCGAUAUCGACGCGCUGACGCGAGUCAAUCUGGUCGAGCUCAAGAAGCUCACCGACGAUCUCGUCAAGCUGGAGACCGUCAACGAUCCCUUCAUCAAUCACAACCUGCGCGAGAGGUGCAAGAUCGACAACAUCUACACGUGGGUCGGAGAUAUCUUGAUUUCGAUCAACCCCUACCGAACGCUGCCCAUCUACACGGCCAGCAUCAUGGACCGGUACCACCACGAGGACAACACCCGACUGCCGCCGCACGUCUUCGCCAUCGCGAACGAUUGCUACAAGGCCCUGUAUGAUACUAAAAUGAACCAGUCGGUGAUUAUCAGCGGAGAGAGCGGUGCCGGUAAGACGGAGGCCACCAAGCUCAUCCUGCAGUACCUGGCCGAGGUGGCCGGCAGCGUGGACGGAGUGGAGCAGCAGGUGCUGCUGGCCAACCCCAUUUUGGAGGCCUUCGGCAAUGCCAAGACCCUCCGCAACGACAACAGCUCGCGCUUCGGCAAGUGGAUGGAAAUCCACUUCGACAACGAGAUGAAGAUUGCCGGAUGUAAGAUUGUCAGCUAUCUCCUGGAGAAGUCGCGGGUGGCGUCGCAGGCCAAGAACGAGAGGAACUUCCACAUCUUCUACCAGCUGCUGGCCGGUGCCGACGAGAAGCUGAAGGAGGAGCUCUACCUCGACCGGCCCGAGAACUUCCUCUACCUCAACACCACUGGCUGCAUUCAACUCCCUGGCACCGACGACGCCUCCAACUUCCAAGAGACCAUCGAAGCGAUGAAGCAGCUCAACUUCUCCGAUGCUGAGAAGAAUCAACUGCUGCGCGUGGUGGCCGCUAUUCUGCAGCUGGGCAACAUCGUGUUUGGUCCCAACCGCGACGGCUCCGGUUCUGUCGUCACCAACCAGGACGUUCUCGAGUGUGCGGGCUAUCUGCUGAGCGUCCCAGCGGAUCUGCUCAAGGAGUCCCUGACGGCGCGCCAGUUCCAGAGCGCGGGCCGCGCCAGCGCCUAUUCGGUCCCGCUCACCGUCCAGCAGGCCAAGGACAACAGGGACGCCCUGUGCCAGACCAUGUACGGCUCCAUGUUCAACUGGAUCGUGGCCAAGGUCAACCAGACCCUCUCCGCCCCGCUCGCCGGCAAGAAGACCACCGUCAUCGGCGUCCUCGACAUCUUUGGCUUCGAAAUCUUCGAGAAAAACAGCUUUGAGCAGCUGUGCAUCAACUUUGCCAACGAGAAGCUGCAGCAGCACUUCAACGCGCACACCUUCAAGAAGGAGGAAGAGGUCUACCGCAGCGAGGCCAUUCAGUUCACUCACGUCGAAUUCAUCGACAACCAGGUGGUGCUGGACCUCAUCGAGAAGAAGCCGAACGGCCUCUUCACGAUGCUCGACGAGGAGAUCAUCGUGCCCAAGGGCACCGAUCAGACCUUCCUCAAGAAGAUCAACGAGGAGCACGGGCGCAACAAGAACGAGCGCUUCAAGCAGAUCCUCACCUCGCCCACCAAGUUCGGCAUCCACCACUACGCCGGCGCCGUCGAGUACGAGGUGGACAACUUCCUCGACAAGAACAAGGACACCCUCCACGCCACGAUCGUCGAGCUCAUGUCGCUCAGCGAGGUGCCGUUCAUUGCGAGCCUCUUUGCGCCCACCGCGUCGGGUCCCUCUCCCGCCGCCGGAGCUCCUGCCGGCCGCGGCAGGGGCCGAGGCGCAGCUCCUCCGCCGGUGCCCUCGCGUGGUGGUCCGGGAGGCGCCGCCGGUGGCGGCAGCGGCCAGUCGCGCAAGGGACCAGUUGGGCGCGUUGAUGGACACCCUAACGCCACCAGCCCGCACUACAUUCGCUGCAUCAAGCCCAACGAUCACAAGCAGCCCGCGGCCGAGUCCUUCACCGGAGCCAACGUGCUGCGUCAGCUGCGCUACGCCGGCGUGUUCGAGGCCGUCACGAUCAGGCGCACGGGUUUCCCGUACCGCAUGAAGCACAGCGACUUCUUCAAGAGGUACAAGGCGGUGAUGAUGCACCAAGGCCUCCCCAUUCCGCCCACCAAGAGCGACGCCGACUGGAAGACCGCGUGCGGGUUGGCGCUCAAGGCCGUGGAGAAGGCCGGCAAGACAAUGGCCGGCGUCCAGAUCGGUAAAACGAUGGUCCUCUAUAAAGCCGUCCAGCACAAGGAGAUGGAGUUGAUCAGGAACGUGGCGCUGGAGAAGGCGAUCCUCACCGUGCAGCGCUUCACCAGGGGCUGGCAUGGCCGCGUCUACGCUCGGCGUCUGCGGGAGGUGCGUAAGAGGCUGAGGGACGCCAUUGCGAGCCGCAACCUCGACCGACUGAACGAGGCCAUCCGCCACCACGACGCCGAAGCCGACUUUGAGAUCCUGCCCUACUAUGGCCAGGCCGUGGAGCUGCGCAACAUUGUGGUUGAAGAAGUGCGCGUGGCUGGCCUUCUGCGCGCGGCCCUGCAGGCGUGCGGCAACAAUUACCAUCCGUCUCCCGCGGCGGUUGCCUCGCUCGACGAAGCCGUCUCGGCCGCCCGCAAGAUCGACUUCCAGAGCCCCGAGGCCACGCAAGCGUAUCAGCUCCACAAGGAGGUGUUCGACCGAAUCAACACCAAGAAGGAGCUGGAGCGCGGCACGCUGGAGAGCGACUAUAAGGCGCUCGACCACUCCCUCGCCGAGGCCCAGCGCCUGGGCUUCAACAUGAGUGAUUCGCUGGUGACCAAGGCGCGCGAAGAGCACCAGCGCAUUCAGGAGGAGAAGAAGCAUCUGGCCGUGUUGCGUGCCGCCUUGUCGCUUCCCGACGAAGACCAGGUGGCCGAUCUCAGCUACAAUUCCUCGCAGCUCAACCCCAAGAUCAAGAUCCACUCCGACGUGGGUUCGAUGGGACUGGUGACCAAGCAGCCCGGAGCGGACGAGGAUCUGGCCAACGCGCUCCGACAGGCGCAGUCGUUCGGGUGCAAGACCGCCGACGGUCGUCGCCUGCUGGUGUCCGCCCAAGUGGUCACUCAGCUGCGCCAGGCCAUCGCGCGCGAUGACUGGGACGGCGUCGAGAAGGUCCUGUUGGCCAACAAGAUGGGCGACUCCGAGGAGCUCAUCAAAACGGUGGAGAUGUCUGCGGCCCACGAUCAGCUCGUGUUGCGGGCCAAGAAGGCCGAAGUCGAGGAAGCGCUCAAUGCCGCCGCUCACGCCUUCGACCACCACGGCCUGCAGCUCGCGCUCGACAAGGCGAACAGCUUGAAGAUGGAGGUGGCCUACUACCAGAAGCUGCACGACGACAUCGUGGCCACGCAGCAGGCCAUCGCGGACGGACUCUACCAGGUCGACGAGCAGCUGCUCAACUACGCCAUCGACCUGGGCGACGCCAUCAACUACAAGCUCGACGACUACUACCAGGCCGUGGACCUGCGCGACCGUCUGCACGCGGUCCAGCAGGAGACGCUGCAUCAGCUCGACGUCAUGCCCGACGUAGGUCUCCAUACGCCCGAGUUCAACGAGCUGUGCAACUACGCCGACCUGGAGAAGGAGGCCCUCGCCAAGGCCCAGCUCAAGUCGGCCAUCAGGCGGAAGGACAACGACCGCGUCAUCCAACUCAACAUCCGGCUCAAGGAGAUCUUCUUCACCAUGUUCGGCAACUCGUUCGUGCUGUCCCAGUGGCAGAAGGUCAAAACGCCCAACGAGUUCUCCAAGGGCAAGCUCUUCGGCAAGGAGAAGGUCCGCACCUCCAUGUUCGUAUGGAGCAAGCAAGCGAUUCACACGUCGAUGACCAAGAUUGACGUCCUGCUCAGCAAGCCCGCAGUCCUGUGCUUCAAGAACAUCCUGGGCUACAUGGGUGACAAGGUCAUGCAGUACCCGUCCAUGCUGGGUCGCGAGAUCGUCGAGAAGGCGAUCCAAGAGCCCGAGCUCCGCGACGAAGUCUACGUGCAGCUCAUCAAGCAGACCACCAGCAACCCCAACCCGGAGAGCGAAGCCAAGGGCUGGAAGCUGUUCGACCUGUGCCUGUCGUCGUUCCCGCCGUCGCCCGAAUUCGAGAACUACCUCGAAAUCCACCUCCGAAACCUCAACCCCUCGCCCACCAACCCCUACCGCGAGAAGCUGCACAAGAUCGUCUACAGUGGUGCUGUAAGCGUUCCUCCCGCCGCGCAGGCCUUCGAGUGA